GCCAGCUCCACAUCAAACCAGCACACAGCUCGCCAUGAUCGACCCCAGCUCGUCUGAAGAGGAGAGCGAGGAGGAGCAGCAGGAGGAGCAGGCGGCGCAGCAUGCGGACGCGCCCGCCUCCUCCCACGCUCAUCCCCACACGCACGCCGCCUCACUUGAGGUGCCCGCAGCGCCCACCAGGAAAAGAUCCAUGUCACCGGGCAGCGCCGUAUCAUCGGAGACGCUGAGCGCGGGAACGGCCGCCUCGCUGGCGCGUCCCACCAGCCCCAGCCCGUCCGUCGUCAGCGAGAAGGCAGAGGCCGACCUGCAGGACAAACAGGAAAGAGAGGAAGAAGAAAGGAAAAGAAAAAUUCAGUUAUACGUCUUUAUUUCAAGAUGUAUUGCAUAUCCAUUCAACGCAAAACAACCAACUGAUAUGACUAGAAGGCAGACAAAGAUCACAAAACAACAAUUAGAUGUAAUUCAAGGACGAUUUCAGAGCUUCCUCAAAGGGGAUACACAGAUAAUGGCAGAUGAGGCAUUUCAGAAUGCUGUCCAAAGCUAUUAUGAAGUAUUUCUAAAAUCAGAACGUGUAUUAAAAAUGGUACAGUCUGGAGCUUGUUCUCAGCAUGAUUUUCGAGAAGUCUUCAGGAAUAACAUAGAAAAGAGGGUUAGAUCAGAUUGGUCGGGUGGCGUGACGGGUCAGUGACCCCCAACACAGGUAGAGAGAGGGCAGAGCGAGCCGAGCCGUUCUUUUUUACGACCCUACCUGGACCACCCCAUUCAUCUUUCACUUUCAAGGGAAGGUAGCAGUUGUAGCAAGUACAAUAUCAUCAUCUUCAGUUUGUUAAUGGGAGAUAAUUUAUUUGCUCGGGUAUUGCUCGCAUGAAGUCACAGGAAACAAACUGCCAUUUGUCAAACAAACAUCACUGGUUUUCUUUUAUGAUGUUUGGAUUUGUGAAGUAACUGAGCAGUGAAGUGCUCCAGUAGCUGUGUGGAAAGUGAUUACUUAUUGAUAAAAAUCACCAGUUCUGACACAAGUGCAAGGAAACUGCAUACCAAAGUUAGAAGAUGUGUAGCAACAAUGGAGGCAACUACAAAAACAUGCUAAAAGGUCAUCAGAUAUUCAUAAGUGAAAUGAGACAACUGUUUUAAAAAACUGGAUGACAUAAUGCUUUGAUUAUCAUUACUAUUGAAGAAAAUAGUUGGUAUUUGAUGAAUAAGUGGUUAAGAGGAGGCCCAAGUUUGAAUAUGAAAUUAAAAAAUUCAGCAAGUUAUGUGUUGAUGUUCUUAUAACUUAAAUUUUACACAUAAAUGUAUUUGAAAAUAAAUAAAAAAUGCCGUUUUCAUUCAAUGUUGAUAAUUUUACACCUAUAUUUGUUGUCUAAUGUGCCACAGAAAAGAGCAGGCAAAAUAUGUUUAUUAAACUCUUGCUGAAUGGGGCCUUCAAUCCUAUGUCAAAGCAUAAGUGAGAUUUGAAGUCAUAGCAUGUUAUAGCAUUUUGAAUAUCACAUAAGAAGGUAGCUGAAUUUUGAUAAAUCAAUAGUUAAAAGGAGGGCCAAGGUUGAAUAUGAAAUUUAAAAAAAAUGCAGUUAAUUCUAUAUUUAUGUACUUGUAUUAUAAAUUUUACACAUACAUGUAUUUGAAAAUGAAGUAAAAGAAAACUCCACUAUUCAUUCAGUGCCAGUAAUUUAACACAUAUUUUGAUCAUUUAACUUACUAUGGAAAAGAGCAGGCAAAAACUGCCCAUGAAACUGUGGCUGAAAGAUGUUCUCAGUCCAGUAUUAAAACAUAAAUUCUUGUCAAAACAGCAUCAAGUAUGGGCUCUUUUGAAGGUGUGUAUUUUGAGUGAAAAUUUUUUGGAGAAAGGCAUCUUGACAUAUAUCUUGUAAUCAACCGAUAUAUGAAAUUGCUCCCAGGAGUAUUUUAGAGGAAAAGUUGAGCUGUAGAAAAACAGAUCCAACUGUAUCAGUCCUGAAAAACAUUUUAGAAAUUUCCCAAACUGGAUUUCAGCAUGGAAAAGCCAAGGAAUAUUUAGAUCAGGUUGAUUCAUUUUGAACUGUCGAUUUUGUUCAAUAUACUUUGAUAGAAUAAUAAUGGUCUGUAGAUGAUAAUAUUUGAUUUUUAGAAUUAACUGCAGUCUGCUCUGUCAAUGCAAUAUCUCAUUAAGUAUCUUCCUGCACCCCAGGAGCUAUCCAUCAUGCCAGGUGGGAAGGAAAGGCUAUUUAUUGCUUGAAAACUUUAUGUUCCAUUAUGACCUUGAAAUUUUGCCCUUAGAAAAGAAUGCAAUCUAUGAUAUUUGUAGCUCCCUUAUUAUUGCAUAUACCAAAAUGUGCUUGUGGGCUCAUUCUGAAGCAAAAAUACUACAUUUCUAUUUCAGUACACUCUAAAACAUUAACAAAUCUCACUGAUGAUAUUUCUCAUACAACUUAACAGAAAGUUAAAAAUCAUUUGUAGUACCUGUUUCCCUUUCUGCUGCCUUGGCCAUCUUUGAUCAUAGUUUUUUGGCUAAAAUAAAAAUGAAAGUGAUGAAUCCAGUGAAUCAGCAUGCAGAACCACCAGAGAAAAACAUUAAAAAGUUUUUGUAGGAACUGAUCCAAUCCCACAAACAUUCAAUAAGGAGAUUGAACAGUACGUUUGUAGUAAAAUACAAAUACUUUCUUACUGUAUUUGUCUGAAGCAGUCAGUUCAUUAAGGGAGAACAUCCAUAGUGAUACAAAAGUGAAGGUUGUGUCAACACUCCACUCCUAGCUAACAAACUGAAAGUUGUGAGUGCUCUAGCUGAGAGAGGUGUCAGAUUCAUGGAGGACUACAAGAAAUAAUUUUACAAAAAUAAUAAACAGAAGCAGUAUAUGCUUCAGGCUGCAUCUGACUAAUGCUAUAAAUUUCCAGAGCAUAAAUAGAUUUUAUCAACAAAUAAGCUUUUCUAAAGAAAAGUGAUUUUCUUAUCACAUUUGUUACACAAAUAUUGUAUAUACCUAGUGCCUUUGUAGAUUGUAUUUUUAA
Schistocerca piceifrons (Central American locust) is the source of this 2985-nucleotide messenger RNA. Its product is annotated as calcium-dependent secretion activator-like. The transcript has 7 exons. The coding region runs from base 35 to 688 and encodes 217 amino acids. The record is from RefSeq and is a predicted model, not a curated record. Gene Ontology annotation, biological process: synaptic vesicle exocytosis; dense core granule exocytosis. NCBI's taxonomy places the organism in Eukaryota, Metazoa, Arthropoda, Insecta, Orthoptera, Acrididae.